UGUAAGAAUUGGGACGCGUUGCAAUUUGGCUAUUGGGCGCUAGGACGGUAUUUGGCUAUUGUCACGCGAAUUGUUGCACAGCUGUUGUGAAUGUUGGCUAUUGUACGCCAGCAUUAAGCACUCUGCGUUUGAAACCAAGUACCAACAUGGUUAACCUCGUACAGAGUCUCUUGGAGUAUGUUUCUACUGUCGGUCUGCCGACUGUUUUGAUAUUCGUGGUAGUGCUGUUGUUAAGUCUGUGGUUGCUGUCGUCGAGGAAUCCUCGGGUGAACUGGCCGCCCGGACCUGUCUGUUUCCCCGUGGUGGGAUGUCUCCCACAGAUGAUGAUCAGCGGUAGGAGAAGACAACCUACGGAUCUUCUUCCAUGGUAUGAUACAUACGGAGAUAUCAUGCACGUCAAACUUGGUGAACAACAUUUGAUAAUGCUAGGGACUUAUGAGCUGAUCCAAGAGGCUUUCGUGAAGAAUGCAGCUACAGUCAGUGCUAGACCUACUUGGAUAUAUCUUCUUAAACAUGUAGUUGGAAAGGACGGGGCUGGAGUUAUAUUUAAAUCCGGGCACGAAUGGAAAGAGCUGAGGAGAUUCACGCUCUCGUCUCUUCGAGAUCUCGGCCUCGGGAGAAAAAGUUUACAAGAGAGAAUUCAGGAUGAGGCAAGAUACUUGGUGCAAAACAUUGAAGAUGAAAAUGGAAAGGCCUUCUCUCCCAGAAACAGGAUUGGAAAAGCUGUCAGCAACAUUAUUUCUAUCGUUGUAUUUGGAACAAGAUAUGACUUUAAUGACACCCCAGAAAUGCUCCCAGUUUUAGAGGAGGCAUUGCGAAUUGGUGAAGGGGCGCUCUCCCUUACUGAUUUGGCGCGAUUCUUCAUACCGAUGAAGAAAUUAUUCGCUCUCGUUGACAAGUUUUAUAGCUUGGUCCGACAGGAAGUCGAACGACACCGCCAGUCUUUUGAUCCAACUGACAUCCGGGACUUCAUUGACCUGUUCAUAAAGGUGACCACAGAGGGGCAGGACCCAGAGAUUUACACAGAAUGGAACGUAUUUCGCAUCAUCGUUGAUCUAUAUUUGGCUGGAACUGAUACAACAGCUAACACUUUGAGAUGGUCCCUGGUUCAUAUGGUAAAUCAUCCCGACGUUCAGAAGAGGGUGCAGCAGGAAAUUGAUCAGGUCAUAGGUCAAGGUCGUGUUGCCAAGAUGGAGGACAAGGCCAGGAUGCCGUUCACGGAAGCAACCAUACUGGAGGUCUUUCGUAUGUCAACGGUCGUGCCGCUUGGAGUUCCCCAUGCCACCAGUGAGACUAUCAAUUUAGCCGGUUACACCAUUCCCAAGGGGACCAUGAUACUGGGAGAUUUGUACCGGGUUCUUCACGAUAAGAAUAACUUCGAGGAUCCUUACAAAUUCAAACCAGAAAGAUGGCUGAAUGGCAAUGGUAAUGUGAUCAGGUCGGAAAAGCUGAUCCCGUUUUCCGUAGGUCCCCGUGUUUGUCUGGGCAAGGGACUGGCUGAAAUGGAAUCGUUCAUUUUCUUCACCACGUUGCUCCAGAAUUUUAGCUUCAAGGUACCAGAGGGGGAAAAUCCACCCGAUGGAAUUGAAGGUUUUAACGUGGCGACUUUCACACCGUACCCCUACAACGUGUGCGCUGUUAGACGCUAAAAUGAAGACACACGUAGCCUAACGCCCAGGCGCCGUACAUCUAGAACAGCAUCCAUUAUAAUAUAUAUACUUCGAUCUACUUAUUGCGUUUGCAGUAGCGGUGAAGAAAAACCUCAGU
Lingula anatina is the source of this 1767-nucleotide messenger RNA. Its product is annotated as cytochrome P450 2J6. Gene Ontology annotation, cellular component: intracellular membrane-bounded organelle; cytoplasm. Gene Ontology annotation, biological process: xenobiotic metabolic process. The record is from RefSeq and is a predicted model, not a curated record. Gene Ontology annotation, molecular function: iron ion binding; oxidoreductase activity, acting on paired donors, with incorporation or reduction of molecular oxygen, reduced flavin or flavoprotein as one donor, and incorporation of one atom of oxygen; steroid hydroxylase activity. NCBI's taxonomy places the organism in Eukaryota, Metazoa, Brachiopoda, Lingulata, Lingulida, Lingulidae.